AUGGGUUUGGUGGUGGUUAUAUCUCUUCCUCUGAUUUUUUUCUGUCUUCUUCUUGGGUUUGGCUGCUAUUUCCUCGGUAAAACUCGCAGCCGUCGUGAGAUUCAAACAAAUCAUCAGGUGUACGGUGCUCCUGCCCCACCUCCCGGUGCAACCAUCUCUGCCGCCUCCUCUCCGCCAUUGUCUCCUCCCACCAAGCCCGACAAUUCACACAACGUCUGA
Molecule: messenger RNA, 219 nt
Organism: Eruca vesicaria subsp. sativa (arugula)
Lineage: Eukaryota; Viridiplantae; Streptophyta; Magnoliopsida; Brassicales; Brassicaceae
Source: the annotation of a GenBank genome assembly